Sycon ciliatum is the source of this 2337-nucleotide messenger RNA. Its product is annotated as protein ABHD1-like. The record is from RefSeq and is a predicted model, not a curated record. Lineage: Eukaryota; Metazoa; Porifera; Calcarea; Leucosolenida; Sycettidae. Gene Ontology annotation, molecular function: acetylesterase activity; monoacylglycerol lipase activity. The coding region runs from base 179 to 1462 and encodes 427 amino acids. Gene Ontology annotation, biological process: medium-chain fatty acid biosynthetic process; medium-chain fatty acid catabolic process. The transcript has 9 exons.
ACCUGCCUUCAGAUAAGAAGCUCCUUAUUUUACUUCUAUUCCCCACCUCCAAGCUUGCAGGGAAGAGUCGCUCCGUACAAGAUGAUACUACAAAGAGCUCUCUUCCUUACGCUCUGACUUCUUUCAGCUUCUUGUAACACCCUAGCAUAUCACUAUCAGGUAUUCUUUGAAUUUCAGCAUGCCAGGGUUGACCCUGAUGAUGCAGGCCACGUCCAGUGGCAUUGCUCUUCUUCAAACUUGGCCAGUCCUUCUCACGAUCGCCCUCAGCGGUGGCUGCUACGCCGUAUGGUACCUGCGAGUGAUCGCCACCCGUGCGAGAACUGUGGGAUCGGAUCGUAUGCAGGCAUUUCUAUUGCGCCACGUUCCUGUCCUGGAGCAGCGCCAAUGGCCCACGUGGUGGGCAUGGCACGCCAUGAUUAGUACCUUGGCUCGUGUUAUUCUUCAGAAAGAAAAGCGUGUCUUCUUUCGCAGAGAAAUACUGGUACUGAGAGACGGCGGACAGGUGGCCCUCGACUGGAAUGAGCCACCUGGCCAGGAGAAGAACAGUCGCACGCCCAUUGUUCUGCUGCUGCCCGGCAUUGCAGGUUCCAGCAAGGAAGGCUACGUGAGCAACGGUGCUGCCAUAUGCUCCGACUUGGGCUACCAGAGUGUGAUAUUCAGCAAUCGAGGUCAAGGCGGGGUAUCUAUCACGUCUGCGCGUGGCUACAAUGCAGCGUGUUGUGAAGACCUGUGUGAGGUAGUCAUUCAUGUCCAGUCCACGUCACCUCAAAGUCCGAUGGUCGUAUGCGGUUUUUCUAUGGGAGGUAUGAUUUCCUCACACUUCUUCGGCAAGUACAGUCGCGAGAAACAGCUGGCACCAUCAGCAAGGGCAGAUCCCAGCUCGCCGCCAACAUGCAUCGCUGAGUGCAACGUCGUCGGUGGCAUUGGUAUGUCAAUGCCCUGGGAUCCGAUCAAGUCUCGCAAGUCGCUGGAGUCGACCGCGCUGAAUCGUUCUCUUAAUCGCCGCAUCACCAGCGACCUACACAAGUUUGUGCACAGAUGCUCUGUGGAUAACAUGGAGUACAAGAACGUGAUCGAGUCGGUACCCGGUGGUUAUAGCCAUGUCAUGCAGGCGAGCACAAUCAGUGAAUUCGACCAGCGCUGCGUCGUGCCGACUUUUGGUUUCUCGUCGCUGGAUGACUACUACCAGCGGGCAUCGCCAGAGAGACACAUUGCGGACGUCACCAUUCCCGUGCUCUAUUUGCACGCGGCUGACGACAUGUUUGUACUGGGAGAUGAUUUACCAACAGAGAAGAUCAGAGCAAGCCAGUACUGUGCAAUGGUCAUAACUAAGUGGGGUGGACAUUUGGGCUUCCUGGAGGGGACCAUUCCGACAGGGGACACGUUUGGCGACAAACUCCUAGCACAGUACGUAAAAGCAGUCAUGGACCACAGCGGUGAGCUCCAGCGACCCAGUGCGUGAAAGCAGUCAUGGACCACGGCGGUGAGCUCCAGCGACCCAGUGCGUGAAAGCAGUCAUGGACCACGGCGGUGAGCUCCAGCGACCCAGUGCGUGAAAGCAGUCAUGGACCACGGCGGUGAGUUCCAGCCACCCACACCAAGCUAACCGCUAGCACAAUACGUGAAAGCAGUCAUGGACCAUGGCGGUGAGCUCCAGCGACCCACACCAAGCUAACCGAAUCAGGUUUCUUCAAGUACCUACUAUAACCAGUGAAGCAGUACGUGAAGGGCCCUUAGCGCUAGCUCGGCCUUGAUACAUCAGGGUAGCUUUUGAUCCACCGCCUCAGCCACAUUUUUUUCAGUUUAGCUUGCAAUUAGGCAGCAGUAACAUACUGCUCCCUGCGCCUGUCAUCUUCUGUACUCGAGAUUAGCUCUAGCAAAACCGUCGGAUAAGUCGGGACAUUUGUCAAAUUAUUACUGAAGUAUUUAUAUCACGGCAUCCGUCUGGGGGCACUUUUCCACUGCUCUGCUGCGUGUUAAGUGGAUCUUCAUGAAGAUGUAAUCUAGCAGUUGAACAACGGAACGUUUUAGUCAGGUGAUCACCAUCUCUUAUUACUCUUUAUUACACAUCAGGUGACCGUUUCCAGGUCUACAACCAAUCAGCGACCAGAUAGAGCGGGCAAUAUUUCUCCAUACAAGCCCGCUCAGGCGGUCCAAUAUUACACGAUAUUGCCCGGCUAAUAACACAUACUUAGUAGUACCACAAAUUUAUACUGUUGAAAUUAUAUCAACUCCCUCAAACUUUUGAAUAUUAUUAUUUUUUUAUUAUUACUCAUAAAAAGGACACACUUCAGGCUCAUUACGAACAUCUUGAAAGUUUUUGUUUUUACAAGUAUA